This is a messenger RNA of Acytostelium subglobosum LB1, 993 nucleotides long. RefSeq lists its product as hypothetical. Bases 1 to 993 code for a protein of 330 amino acids. The record is from RefSeq and is a predicted model, not a curated record. NCBI's taxonomy places the organism in Eukaryota, Evosea, Eumycetozoa, Acytosteliales, Acytosteliaceae. The transcript is spliced from 2 exons.
AUGACACCUGAAGAGAAGGCAGCAGAGGAUAAGAGAAGAAGAGAGGCUAGGAAGAAUAGGAUUCUAGGUAAUCCAAGUGGAAGGAUAGGAUUCAUUGCUGAUCAGGUGAAGGAUCCAUCACAUACACCUCCAAAGAAGAUUGAUGAUGAUGAUGAUGGAGAUGAUAUUGGUUCAGAUGGUAUCCUAGAACAUCUAACACAACAACAGAUAAAUGCGUUGACUGCUGAUCAAACAUUCACAGGUCAAGGUCAGAGACCAACAAGAUCAAACAAGAAGUCAAGUUCUGCAUCAGGCAGCGCAUCAACAUCAACUGUCAAGAAGAGUACAAUCAAAGAGUCAUUCAGAUGGAUAGGUGCAAUUACAUUCGGAAUGAUAUUCGCUUAUAAUGCAUUGAUCAUGUGCUCUCAGGUGGCAGUGCAUCCACUGCAGAAGUACAUUGGCACAGCCGACUUGAAGUCAGACGACAUCAGUCAAAUACUUUAUAUCCAAUUGCCAACUAUUGUGUUGUGGCUGGCAUGGGAGUACCUGCUGGGCUACGAUAGCAGACGCUACUCAUUCUUUACGCACAUCAGAUCGGACGUCACUUUGGUGGCCUUCUUCUACGCGGUCAGCGUCGACCUCUUGCUCCGAUUUGUCGAGCAUCCCCUGCUCCACUCUGUGCGUCAAUUCAUUCCGAGCGACGUGCACACUGGCCAGCUCAUCUCAGGCAUGUACAUUCCCCUGUUCAUCUCCUUUGCUGGACAACUAUCCAACUCGAUAAUUGCCAAGAACCUCCCAUUAGCAAUGAUGGGCGACAUGGUUGGAAGAGUUGUGGAUGGCGUGCUUCAAUUCCUGAUUGUGAUCGUCUCACUACUUGUGUGCGUGGACUGGUGGGGCUGCGCAUCAUGCCCAUGCCAACCCGCUGGUCUAUUGUACAUCAUUGCCAACAAGUCCAGAGGACUGAUGAUCUGGGCACAUAUAUGCAAUGGCUUUGCCUCUCGAGUCCUUGGCUAA